AUGGCCGCUGACAGGGUCCAUGCUGCUUUACCUGACCCUCCCAGUCAGAAUGAAGAGGACAACAGAGAAGAGGAGAAAGUGUUUGGAAAUAUUUUUGCAGAGUUAGAAUCUGUGGACUUGCCCCUAGGAACCAGCUUAAGGUCUAUUUACGAUGACCAGCCCAAUGCCCACAAGCGCUUCAUGGAAAAGUUGGAUGCCAGGAUAAGGAACCAUGACAGAGAAAUUGAGAAAAUGUGCAACUUCCACCACCAAGGCUUUGUGGACGCCAUAACAGAGCUCCUCAAAGUCCGCACUGAUGCAGAGAAACUGAUGGGUCAAGUGACAGACACUAAUCGAAGACUACAAGAAGCUGGGAGGGAGGUGACAUCUCAGACAGAGGAGGUGAUCUGCUGUCGGAUCCAGCAGAGGAACAUGGCCACGACUGUUGAGAAGCUGCAGCUUUGUAUACCAGUGCUAGAAAUGUACAGCAAACUGAAGGAGCAGCUGGAAACCAAAAGAUACUAUGCUGCGCUGAAAACCAUGGAGCAGCUGGAGAAGGUCUUCAUCCCCAGGGUCAGCCAGUACAGGUUCUGUCAAAUCAUGGCUGAAAACCUCCCCAGACUGAGAGAGGAGAUCAAGGAGAUCUCAAUGUCAGACCUCAAGGACUUCCUGGAGAGCAUCCGAAAACACUCUGACAAGGUUGGAGAGACUGCCAUGAGACAGGCACAGCACCACCGGACCUUUAACAGAGCCGUGACAAAGCAGGCCAGUGUGGGUCACUACACCAAGCCUGUGUACUCCUUCAAUGGACGAACACACACUCACAAUGGCCUGAUGAUGGAUGACGACACAGGAGAUGAGGAUGAAGCAGAUGAAGAGGUUCUUACAGCUCAGGACCUUGUGGACUUCUCACCUGUCUACAGAUGUUUACAUAUAUACACUGUACUGGGUGAUCGAGAAACAUUUGAAAACUACUACAGGAAACAGAGGAAAAAACAGGCCAGGCUAGUCCUGCAGCCACAGGCUAACAUGCAUGAGACAGUGGAAGGCUACAGAAGAUACUUCAAUCAGAUUGUAGGGUUCUUUGUUGUGGAGGAUCAUAUCCUCCAUGCCACACAUGGGCUGGUGACUAGAGCUUUCACUGAUGAACUGUGGAACAUGGCCCUGUCUAAGAUCAUCGCUGUGCUCCGCACACACUCUUCUUACUGUGAUGACCCAGACCUGGUCCUGGAGCUGAAGAACCUCAUAGUAAUCUUCGCUGACACACUACAGGAUUAUGGAUUCCCAGUGAACCGCCUGUUUGACCUGCUUUUCGAGGUCAGAGACCAGUACAAUGAAACUUUGCUGAAGAAGUGGGCGCUGGUUUUCAGGGAGAUCUUUGAGUUGGAUAACUACAGUCCCAUCCCAGUGGAGACAGAGGAUGAGUAUAAACUGGUUGUCAGUCGCUUUCCCUUCCAUGAUGCCGAGAUCGAGAAGCAGGACUUUCCGAAGAAGCUGCCGAUGUCCCAGUCUGUCCCUCAGAUCUACACACAGGUCAAAGAGUUCAUUUACGCCAGCCUCAAAUUCUCAGAGUCACUACACCGCAGUUCAACAGAGAUUGAUGACAUGCUGCGGAAAUCAACCAACCUGCUGCUGACAAGGACACUCAGCAGCUGUCUGCAAAACCUCAUCAAGAAACCUCACAUAGGGCUGACUGAGCUGGUGCAGAUCAUCAUAAAUACCACCCACCUGGAGCAGGCCUGCAGGUAUUUGGAGGAGUUUAUAACAAACAUCACCAAUGUCUCCCCUGAAACAGUACACACCACAAGACUCUAUGGCUUAUCCACAUUUAAGGAUGCUCGUCAUGCUGCAGAGGGAGAGAUUUAUACCAAACUCAACCAGAAAAUUGACGAGUUUAUCCAGCUUGCAGACUAUGAAUGGGGCAUGACUGAGUCAGAUGGUCGUGCAUCUGGAUACCUCAUGGAUCUGAUCAACUUCCUGCGUUCCACCUUCCAGGUCUUCACACACCUUCCAAAUAACAACAAUGACCAUGCCUCGAUGUCGGGUAAAGUGGCCCAGACAGCUUGUAUGUCAGCCUGUAAGCAUCUGUCCACAUCACUGAUGCAAAUGCUGCUGGACACGGAACUCAAACAAAUCAGUAUGGGAGCCAUUCAGCAAUUCAACCUAGAUGUAAUUCAGUGUGAAUUGUUUGCCAGCUCUGAACCCGUCCCUGGUUUCCAAGGAGACACACUCCAGCUGGCCUUCAUCGACCUACGACAGCUCCUGGACCUGUUCAUGGUGUGGGACUGGUCAACCUAUCUGGCAGAUUAUGGCCAGCCAACUUCCAAAUACCUGAGAGUGAAUCCAGCCACUGCCCUGGCUCUACUUGAGAAAGUCUACAGGGGGAUGAAGGACACCAGUAAGAAGAACAACAUUUUCUCUCAGUUCAGGAAGAACGACCGAGAUAAACAGAAGCUGAUAGAGACUGUGGUCAAACAGCUGAGGAGCCUGGUCAACGGAAUGUCCUCAUGAACACACACACACACUGAGUGUUGUCACAAAGAGAUAGAGUGAAUGAAACAUGCAUGCAAACACACAACAGGAAGAGACGGACGCCUGGCACACACACAUGCACACACACACACACACACACACACACACACACACAUGCACAC
Messenger RNA from Paralichthys olivaceus (Japanese flounder), 2633 nucleotides. Lineage: Eukaryota; Metazoa; Chordata; Actinopteri; Pleuronectiformes; Paralichthyidae. The record is from RefSeq and is a predicted model, not a curated record.